Molecule: messenger RNA, 1119 nt
Organism: Pichia membranifaciens NRRL Y-2026
Lineage: Eukaryota; Fungi; Ascomycota; Pichiomycetes; Pichiales; Pichiaceae
Exons: 2
Coding region: 1-1119 (372 amino acids)
Source: RefSeq, a predicted model, not a curated record
AUGGGAGGGCAGAUGGGGGGCUGGACGGCUGCUGUUGGGUUCUGUGCCUCGUUUCCGAUGCCGCUCGGACGCUGGCGCAAGCAAAAAGUGUCAAAAAGAAUUGUUUGGGAAACUACAGCAGGUGCACAGAGCUCAGAUUGUUUGUUGGAAACCACUACGAGGAUGAAGAAAACUAAUGGAAGCCAGCAAUACGUGUCGAAGGGGAACUUCGGGCACGACCUCUCGAACUCAUUCUCAAACAUGAGUCUCGAGCGAGGACACGGGAAGAAGGGGGAGAAAAGCGGGGUGGAGGCAAAUGUGUACGUGCACAAGCUGUCGGAGUCGGUGCCGCAGACAGACGUGUUGUACAAGCGGGCGGCUGGCGGGGGCGGCGGCAGCGUGACGCUGCCGGCGCCGGCAAUGCAGGACAGCGAGACGUACAACGACGCAGACGACGAGAAGGACACGGGCUCGAACACGGGGUCGGAGUCGGUGUCGGCGGAGUCGGAGCUCGGGUCGUCGGACGUGGGUGAACGCUCAAGCAUCCCGAUCCGGUCGCUCCCGGAGUUCGAGAAGAUCGCCAAGUCGCUUCUCCGGCAGAUCAAGGCCAGCCGCAGCGAGGCAAAGCAGAACCGAGACUUGGCGCAGCAGUUGUCGAACGACUUGGCCACCGUCACCCAGAGCAGUGCCGGCCGCAAGGCGUCCGCGGCGUCGGACUCGCUGCAGAACUUCGAGAACAUUAUCAGCUUCUACGGCAAGAAGUUCGAGGACAUGGACCGAGCCAGCAAGGAGAACGUGUCUCGCAUGGUGGAGCUGGAGGACACGUUCAACAACAUCCAGCGGUUCCAGAGCAGCGUAUACCAAAACCACCUCAAGGAGCUCGACACGCAGAUCUCCGAGAAGAACAGGGAGCUCCACGAGCUGCGCAGAGACUACCAGCAGCUGGAGCAGUGGGUGCUAGCGCUUUUCAAGGAGGUCGGGGACCGCGCAAAGUCCUGGAGCAACCACGAGUUCGUCUUGACCACCAACGAGAUCUCCAAGUCCCUCAAGCCGCCAGUGAAGAAGUCCAACCUCGAGAUGCUGUACCGGUAUCUUGUCCAGUUUCUAUAUCUGGAGGAGGCGGAGGAGGGUUCCGGUUGA